Lindgomyces ingoldianus is the source of this 1017-nucleotide messenger RNA. RefSeq lists its product as uncharacterized. The transcript is spliced from 5 exons. The coding region runs from base 1 to 1017 and encodes 338 amino acids. NCBI's taxonomy places the organism in Eukaryota, Fungi, Ascomycota, Dothideomycetes, Pleosporales, Lindgomycetaceae. The record is from RefSeq and is a predicted model, not a curated record.
AUGUCCGGAAAAUGGCAUCUGGGCCUCACCCCAGAGCGCUCUCCCAAAGCCCUAAGCUCCCUUGCUCUCUAUUUCAUAUCUUUCCGCCCUUCUCAUUAUUCCUACCCACUGGCCAUGCAUCCCAUAUACAUCAUCGCCACUAGUUUCUCCAGCAACAACUACGCCUAUGAACCGACCUUCGAUAAAUCCACCGUCGACACAAUCCCCAACUUCAUGACCUUGUCGUUCAUAGUCCUAGGCUUUGAAAAUAGCGACUACGUCCGGCACCUCCCGGAAAACGGGUUCUCCUCCAAUGGUUAUGGUUCCAAAUUCCUGGACUAUCUACGCGAAUGGAAAGAUGGAAAUACUGCCAACCCCGACACCCCCCUCCAAGCGCCGCAAGUAUUCGUUGCGAAGUACAGGAGGGCAUACGAUGAUGGCCCUGAUGUACUUCGAGAAACGAGAUUACAGAAGUUGAAGGAAUUAGGCAUGACCCCGCAAGACGUAACGCCGCAUCCUGUUGUCGCCGACGAAGUAAAACUCUGGUCCGAAAUGGUCACUUUCGAACGCCAACUCUCCUCCCGCGCCAUGGAAUGUUCUACCGGCAUGGUCUCCUGCAUCGAUCAUACGAAGCUUACCCUAUCAAUCUCGGAAACGGAGAUUCGUUUAUCUGGCAUGGACCCCGUUGCCUCCACAGCGCCGAGUCGGUUCUACAAAGCAUACACAAUGGAAGGUGUGUGUGUCCUAUUUAUCGCGAAGUUCCUAGAGGGUAUGCUAGCGGAUGAACGUGUGGAUGCGAUCACGGAUACCUUUGCGACGAUCAAGGAUGUGAUUCCAACGAUACUAGAUAUGGAGGGCGUACCACAUCUAGCGCCGAGGUAUAAAGCCAAGGAGAUUACAAACAAGACACUAUCCACCCGCAAGACUUUAUUCAAGGCUGAGAAACGUGCGGGCGGGCGGCUGUUCGCAAGGGUGACUGGAAAAUCGGGUUUAAUCCGAAACCGAAAGGAACGGGGAAAUGGCCGCUUUAUAAUAUAA